Molecule: messenger RNA, 681 nt
Organism: Cavenderia fasciculata
Lineage: Eukaryota; Evosea; Eumycetozoa; Acytosteliales; Cavenderiaceae
Exons: 4
Coding region: 1-681 (226 amino acids)
Biological process (GO): cytoplasmic translation
Molecular function (GO): protein binding
Source: RefSeq, a predicted model, not a curated record
AUGUCUGAAGAAAGAUUAAUGGAAAUAGAGGCCUUGGGUGCCAUUUAUAUGGAUGCUUUUAAGGAACUUAUUCCCAACCCAGGAGGUGAAGACAAUUUUGUUGGAAUUGAUUUAGAUAUUAAAUUUACACCCGACUACCCAAAUGAAGCCCCUAUAAUUGAUCUAAUAGCAACAAUUGGUUUAACAAAAGACAGUAUAAAAGAUCUAAAGAGUGAUAUUGAGAAUUUAGCAAAAGAAAAUAUUGGAACGUCAAUGAUAUUCAUCUUGGCUGGAACUAUAAAAGAAUGGUUGGAUAAUAAUAAUAUUGACCCAAAUCAAGUGAUAGAGGAAGAAGAAGAAGAGGAAGAAGAAGCACCUCAAGAAGAGGAAAAAGUAUUUGAUGGAACUCCUGUCACUGUAGAAUCGUUUAUGGAAUGGAGGAAGAAGUUUUUUGCAGAGACACAACCCUUUGCAAAGAAAGAACAACCCAAGCAUACUGGCAAAUUAACAGGAAGACAACUCUUUGAAACUGAUUCAACAUUGAUUCUAUCAGACUCUAAAUUUGCAGAAGAGGGCGAAGAAGUUUCUUCCAUCUCUGCAUCAACUGUUAAACCAAAACUCGAACAAGUGGCUGCUCAAGUCGAUUGGGCACUCUUUGAUGAUGAUAAUAUGGAAGAUCUCGAUGACCAAGAUGAUGAAUAA